This is a messenger RNA of Rattus rattus (black rat), 4617 nucleotides long. RefSeq names its product transforming growth factor beta receptor 2 (gene Tgfbr2). The coding region runs from base 253 to 1956 and encodes 567 amino acids. The record is from RefSeq and is a predicted model, not a curated record. NCBI's taxonomy places the organism in Eukaryota, Metazoa, Chordata, Mammalia, Rodentia, Muridae. Gene Ontology annotation, molecular function: metal ion binding; SMAD binding; transforming growth factor beta binding. Gene Ontology annotation, biological process: protein phosphorylation; transforming growth factor beta receptor signaling pathway; cellular response to growth factor stimulus. The transcript has 7 exons. Gene Ontology annotation, cellular component: plasma membrane; signaling receptor complex.
CGCGCGCGCACACGCUCGCCUGGGGGACGGAGCCCCAGCCUCCUGCGCAGCUCUCCUCGGCCGCCGGGGGCCUCCUCCGGGCCUCCCGAGCUCCCGGGAUCGCCGGCCACAUCUGGCCCGCACCUCUGCCCAGCGCGCUCCGGGCGGCGCAGGCAUCCUGAGAGGGCGAGGAGUAAAGGCGCAGCCCGGGGUCCCCGAGGCUCGGUUCGCGGCGCCCCAGGGGCCGGUCUAUGACGAGCGACGGGGGCUGCCAUGGGUCGGGGGCUGCUCCGGGGCCUGUGGCCGCUGCACAUCGUCCUGUGGACGCGCAUCGCCAGCACGAUCCCGCCGCACGUUCCCAAGUCGGUUAACAGUGAUCUGAUGGCGGGUGACAACAGCGGUGCGGUCAAGCUUCCACAGCUGUGCAAGUUUUGCGACGUGACACUGUCCACUUGCGACAACCAGAAGUCUUGCAUGAGCAACUGCAGCGUCACCUCCAUCUGCGAGAAGCCGCAGGAAGUCUGCGUGGCCGUGUGGAGGAAGAACGACAAGAACAUUACUCUGGAGACCGUUUGCCACGACCCCAAGUUCACCUACCACGGCUUCACUCUGGAAGAUGCCACUUCUCCCACGUGCGUCAUGAAGGAAAAGAAAAGGGCGGGCGAGACCUUCUUCAUGUGCUCCUGUAACACGGAGGAGUGUAACGAUUACAUCAUCUUUAAUGAAGAAUACACCACCAGCAGUCCUGACCUGUUGCUGGUCAUUAUCCAAGUGACGGGCGUCAGCCUCCUGCCUCCGCUGGGGAUCGCCAUAGCUGUCAUUGCCAUCUUUUACUGUUACCGUGUCCACCGGCAGCAGAAGUUGAGCCCCUCCUGGGAGAGCAGCAAGCCCCGGAAGCUCAUGGAUUUCAGCGACAACUGCGCCAUCAUCCUGGAGGACGACCGCUCUGACAUCAGCUCUACGUGCGCCAACAACAUCAACCACAACACGGAACUGCUGCCCAUCGAGCUGGACACGCUGGUGGGGAAGGGCCGCUUCGCCGAGGUCUACAAGGCCAAGCUGAAGCAGAACACGUCAGAGCAGUUUGAGACCGUGGCUGUCAAGAUCUUCCCCUACGAGGAAUACUCCUCGUGGAAAACGGAAAAGGACAUCUUCUCCGACAUCAACCUGAAACACGAGAACAUCCUGCAGUUCCUGACGGCCGAGGAGCGGAAGACGGAGAUGGGCAAGCAGUACUGGCUGAUCACGGCGUUCCAUGCUAAGGGCAACCUGCAGGAGUACCUCACUAGGCACGUCAUCAGCUGGGAGGACCUGCGGAAGCUGGGCAGCUCCCUGGCCCGGGGCAUCGCCCAUCUGCACAGUGACCACACUCCUUGUGGGAGGCCCAAGAUGCCCAUUGUUCACAGGGACCUCAAGAGCUCUAACAUCCUAGUGAAGAACGAUUUGACCUGUUGCCUGUGCGACUUCGGGCUGUCCUUGCGCCUGGACCCUACUCUGUCUGUGGAUGACCUAGCCAACAGCGGGCAGGUGGGAACAGCGAGAUACAUGGCCCCGGAAGUUCUAGAAUCCAGGAUGAAUUUGGAGAACAUGGAGUCCUUCAAGCAGACGGAUGUCUACUCCAUGGCUCUGGUACUCUGGGAAAUGACGUCUCGCUGCAAUGCUGUGGGAGAAGUGAAAGAUUAUGAGCCCCCGUUUGGUUCCAAGGUGCGGGAGCACCCCUGUGUGGAAAGCAUGAAGGACAACGUGCUGAGAGACCGAGGACGGCCUGAAAUCCCCAGCUUCUGGCUCAACCACCAGGGCAUCCAGAUCGUGUGUGAGACACUGACCGAGUGCUGGGACCACGACCCCGAGGCCCGUCUCACAGCCCAGUGUGUGGCAGAGCGCUUCAGUGAACUGGAGCACCCGGAUAGACUCUCCGGGAGGAGCUGCUCCCAGGAGAAGAUUCCAGAAGACGGCUCGCUGAACACUACCAAAUAGCUCUUUCUGGGCAGGCUGGGCCAAGACUCCGGAAGCCGUCCUCUAACCAAAGACCAGAGGCAGCAGGAUGGCUUUGCUGACUGAUGCUUCUGGAAAACCAAGGACUUGCUCCCUUCUUCCCUGGUAGCUGCUCCAUGUUCAGAAGCAGCAGAGGCAGCGGCGGCAGCAGCAACCAUAGCAGAAGCGGUGGGGGAACGAGUGACCGAAGGCGUCCUACGCCUUGGGUGUUGUCCUGGCAUAAGCUGUGCUAGCACCUCCUCAGGAAACCAGAUUGAUUUUUUUUUUACAACAGCCAAUAACGUUUGCACUUUAUUAAUGCCUGUAUGUAAAUACGAAUAGCUAUGUUUUAUAUAUAUCUAUAUAUCUAUAUGUCUAUAUCUCUCUCUAUAUAGCCAUUCUCUGCACGGAGACAAUGGAAAUGAUCAAAUGCCCCCCCGGGGAAUUAGUUUUUAUUGGAGAGCUCUGGAAUGGAGCGGAAGGGGCUCGGCAUAACGUUAGCACUUGACAAUCACUCACACGGGCGAUGGUCCCCCGACUGCAGGGUUGGGGGGACGAUUGUGCCAAAAGGAUCCAUGCCUUGCAGCCUGCUUUGGCCACAAAACACUUUGUUUUGCAAUAAUUACCCUCUACAGUAGGGUGCUUUACGAACCAGGGGGCUAAGUCCCAACCCAGCACCAUGUCCCAGGGUCUCCCAAGUGUCUUUGCUCCUCCUGAUUGUGUCUGUGACAUUCAAACCUCACACCUGACGUGUGAACCUUCUGGCUUCGCCUUGAAACUUGGCCCCAUCUUUCUGCUUUCGCAGAAUCAAGGAAGACCCGUUCCCCACCCACGAAAUUGCCCCACAGUCUACUGAUAAGAUUGGGAUCUUUAAUUCUUUUCUUUGCAUUCGUUACUAUUAUUUGUUCCCAGCCAUUGUCCUUUGUUUUGAUUUUAAACAUGGCGCACCCCACACCCAGCCCCUGAGACUCAUUGUGUUUAAUUUUUUUUUGUCUCCCUGCCGUUGGAGUUUCCAGCUUGCCAGGACAACACCAGUGGGUUCCAUUUUCCCAGCUUCCCAAAUAACAGGCAGGAUUUGAAUGGCAGAACUGCCCAUACUGUACAACUGUUCCCCCGGGACACUUUGGACCCCUGUUUUCCUCAGUCGGCACACCUCAGAAAAAGUUAGUUGAGCUUCUUUUGAACUAUUUGGGAUAGGGCAGAAAAAUCUAGAUUCCCCAAUAAGGAGAGGAGAUAGUUCCUAGCUCCACCACCAGGUGGCACCAUCUACAGCAAGAAGUUGUGGGCUCUGUUAGGCAGCCGCCUCACUUCUCACUGCUAAGCCUCCAUAUUUCCCAUUACUCACACCCACCCCAGUCUAGAAAUGAAAGCUGCUUCUAGUCAGGAUCAGCGUAAGAAAAGUGCAUCUGUGAGCAUGGAGAGAGAGAGCUCAGUGAGUAAAAACGCUUGCCUCACAUGCAAGAGGACCUGAGUUCAGUCCCCCAGAACACACGGCAAAAGCCAUGUCCAGUGGGACACCCUUGUCAUCUAAGCUCUGGGAAACCACUGGUCAGCUAGGAAGAAGGCUGUCUCCAAAGCAAGGUGAACAGCGCCCUGAGGAACAACAUCUGACAUUGACCUCUGACCUCUGUCACACAUACACCCGUGAACACUCUUGCACCUUAUUUGGGGAAAACAUUGGAUUGCACAAACCUUAUCUGGUGUUAUGAUUUGAAACUGACAUAAGUAGUGCCUCAGGAGACCUGCGGGUGACCUUGCUAGGUCAGGUCUCUUUGUACGCAUAGCAAGUUUCAUCUGCCUCUGCAAGGGACUGUCCCUGCUCUAAGAAUCUUUCUCUAUGGCUACUGGUCUCUGUGUGGUCCUAACCUUGGCAGAAAUUACAGGUGCAUCUUUGAACAGGGGAUGCGCAGGAGUCCCAUGUAGAGACAGGGAAUUUGCAUCCACUUGGAUGAGAGCAGAGAUUGGAGAGCUUUAAUAGGAAGUUUGUCAAUCCACCAACAAGUGUGGAUGUUGCAGACCACAGUCUCUUCUAGAAAAUUUUUUUUGAAGCGACUUAUUUUCAGCCAGAUAGGACCGUGAUUGGAAAACCAUCGAGGGGUCUUUUGUUCUGUCGGUAGGGUACACAGUCAGGUCGGGGGUAGGACAAAAAUCUAUGCGCUCUUUCCCAUGAAAGUGGGCUGGGAACGCCGUGGAAAAAACCCCAACCCACUUGCUCCUUUGGGCUUGCCAGUGCUAACCCAGUAGCUGUUGUUCAGCGCCCUCUAGCGGUGAAUUAACAGAAUGCUGGUCCACUUGUGGGAUUUCUAGGGUUCAAAAGUGACUUCACUUCCGGGUCAUCAUCAGAAACUGGAAUAUGGUGUCAUGUUACUGUGGCUUGUUUUGUUUGUGUCAUUUUUCUUUUCUUUAUUCGAGAUAAAAGACCAAGGAAUAUCAUUCCUGUCAUUCCUGAAAGUGUUGACUCUUGUUCACUACUCUGCGUAAAGGGAAGGUUUUAUUCUUUUAUUGAACACUUCAGCCAUACUCAUGUAUUCAAAUAGGAAUGUGAAUGCACAAUACUCUUUUUAUAUCAAGACCUAAAGCACUUAUUUUCAAUCUAUGCAGCGUUUGUCUUUUAUAUAAAUAAAAAUGUCUAGAAGAUCAAAUAAAUCCAAAGCCUGCAGACGA